Molecule: messenger RNA, 2523 nt
Organism: Beta vulgaris subsp. vulgaris (sugar beet)
Lineage: Eukaryota; Viridiplantae; Streptophyta; Magnoliopsida; Caryophyllales; Amaranthaceae
Exons: 7
Coding region: 1-1932 (643 amino acids)
Molecular function (GO): protein dimerization activity
Source: RefSeq, a predicted model, not a curated record
AUGAGUGAUACACCUAGAUCAAAAAAAUCAAAGGCAAUGGGAAAACAACCCGAUCUUCGACAAUUUAUAUUCAAGAAAAUGAAAUCUCAAGAUAAUUCAUGUUCUUCAACGCCACCGUUAGAUAGUGGUACUCCAUCAUCUAAUGCUAGUGCAUCUCCAUCUUAUGAUUCUCCUCAAAUUAACGAAAAUGAUAUGAAUUUGGGUGGUUCAAAUACGGAUAAUGUGCCAUUAGAGAAUGAAGAGUUGUAUCGAGAAAGAUCGGCAUUUUGUUUUGUUUGUUACUUGUUUAAGAAUGAUAUUGAAGUUAAUGGGAGGAGAUGCAUUUGUAGAUGGAGGAUUCAGAUAAGAAGAAAAAAAUCAAUCAUUGAAACUUUUGACAAUGUAAGUGAUGUGAUUGAAAGUGAGUAUGAAACUCGCUUGAGAGUUUCGAUUUCUUGUUUGUCUUAUCUAUUGCGGCAAGGGUUGGCAUUUCGUGGACAUAAAGAAGAUGAAGAAUCUCUUAAUAGGGGAAAUUUCAUUGAGCUUUUGAAAUGGUUAAAGUCACAUAAUGAAGUUGUUUCAAAGCGGAUUAUAGAGGAAAUUGGUGAUGAUUACUUUGCUAUCUUGGCCGAUGAAUCUAGUGAUGUAUCCCAAAAGGAACAAUUAGCUCUUUGUUUGCGUUAUGUUGAAAAGAAAAUGGGAAAGGUAGUAGAGCGAUUUCUUGGACUUGUUCAUGUUGAGGAUACCACCGCUAUGUCUCUUAGAAGUGCAAUUAUAUCUUUGCUUGUUGAUCAUUCAUUAAAUCCUUCUAAGAUUCGAGGGCAAGGUUAUGAUGGGGCUAGUAAUAUGAAAGGUAAGAUAAAUGGCCUCGAGACUUUGAUUGUGGAUGAUACUCCAAAUGCAUACUAUGUUCAUUGUUUUGCUCAUCAACUUCAAUUAACUCUUGUUGCCAUUGCUAAAAAGAAUAAUGAGUGUGGUUGGCUUUUGAUAAAGAGAAAUAUUCGAGACAUCCAAGCUCAAAAUGUUGCUCGAUCCUUAGAAAUGGGUGAACUUGAAAUGGGAUCGGGGUUAAAUCAAGAACUUGGUUUGAAAAGACCCGGUGACACUCGUUGGGGUUCCCACUACAAAACUCUACAAAAUGUCAUGAACUUGUUUCCUACACUUGUUGAUGUACUUGUGAUGAUUGGAAAAAAUGGUUCAAAUGCGGAUGAUAAGGCAAAAGCUCAAGGUGUUGUGCUCUUACUAGAAUCGUUUGAUUUUUUUUAUAAAAGAUCAAGACAUUGUUACCUCUUUUGCAAUAAACAUGCCAUUGUUGUUCCCAACAUGGAGGAUAAUUACAUUCCUCAAGGAAGAUCAAGACGUUUUGUUAAAGAAGCGACAUAUCUUCAUCAUUUUCGGGUGGAAGUGUUUAUAGGAGUAAUUGAUCUACAACUUCAAGAACUUAACAAUUGUUUUGAUGUGGUUAAUAUGGAGUUGCUUAAAUGCAUGACUUACUUAUGUCCCAAAGAUGGAUUCUCUUCUUUCAACAAGGAAAAGGUACUUAAACUUGCCACUCUUUAUCCUUCCGAAUUUACAACUAAUGAUUUAGAUACUCUUGAUUGUCAACUUGAUAUAUUCAUGGAAGAUAUGCAAGAUGAUAGUGGUGAAUUCCAAGGUGUCAAUGAUCUUUCUUCCCUUGCAAUAAAGUUUGUUGAAACAAAUAGAAAUGAAGCUUAUCCACUUGUAUUUUUGCUCAUCAAGUUGAUGUUGAUUCUUCCGGUUGCUACGGCAAGUGUGGAAAGAGUGUUUUCGGGAAUGACUUACAUAAAAAGUAAGUUGCGAAAUAGCAUGGGUCAUCAAUUUUUGAAUGAUUGUUUGGUUACUUUUCUUGAAAAAGAAGUGUUUCUUCAAGUUUCCAAUGAUGAUAUUAUUGAUCGUUUCCAAAAGAUGAAGACCCGUCGAAUGCACUUGUAAAUUUUUUUUAUUUUUGUUUAUGUAAUUUUUUCUUAGUUUGGAAUGUAUGAUAAUGAAUAUUAGACAAUGUGCGUUUGCGUUGUACAAUUUUCAAUAUUGAAUAUCCUUUGUCUUUUUUUGUGAUCCCUCCAUUUUGAAAUCCUGGCUCCGCCACUGCCUUCCGGCCACCAUGUUUAACGCCGACAACAACCGUCCUCCACCCUCAUCUUCUUCUUUUGAGGAGGAUUUUAGGAAAAUAAGACUCUACUUAUUUCUUAUAGCCGAUUUCUUUUUCCUCCUCAUGACAUUAAUGAUAUAUCUCCUAAUACAUAAGUAGGAGACAAAAAAAAAAAAAACCCCCCCCCCGGGGAAGAAUGACAGAAAAACGCACAUAAAUAUCAAUUUUUUUUAUGUCUUUAAGUGCAUUUUAGGAAUUUUUUUUGUUUAUUCACUUGUUGUAUUUUGUUUCUAUUUUUGGUAAUUUUUUUGUUUUUUUUUUGCUUCAUUAAUAUUGUACGCUAUUUUUGUUUAUUUUGUUUGUAUUAUUUAUGUAUAAUUUUGAUGAUAUAAAUCAGGGGGAGAUAAUAUAUAUAUAUAUUAUAUAUAUGUGUG